GUCUAAUUAAUGUUUCAGCUGAUUCAGUCAGGCUCGCACAGCUCGCAGCUCGAGCUUCUUGAGUUUAAGUUUAAUAUUAAUAAGUGUUAUUUUUUUUUACUCGUCACGAACCUUGAGAUUCAUCAGAUUUAGAAGAUGGACUCCAUCAGUACAGCCCCUCGGGACCAGCUAUUGACAGAGCUCCAUCGCUGUGCAAGUCAAGGAGAAACGGCCCAUGUUUCGCGAAUGGUGCAAGGAAUGAGGAAACUUGGGCUGGAUAGUCGCAAUGAACAAGGGUGGACAGCGCUGAUGUUGGCCGCCAGGAACGGGCAUGUAGAUGUCGCCAAGAUCCUGUUACAAAAUGGGUGUGAUCCAUUUCUACCCAACAAAUCAGGUCAGAACUCUUUGGAUAUUGCUGAGUUCUGGGACCAUACUGAAGUCAUCAAUCUACUAAGGAAUGAUCCUCAGAUCAAAGAGGUUGCCAACAAGGACCUGGUCAACUUCUUUGGCCUCAACCCACUUGAUCGCCAGAGUCAUCAAAGAACCAACAAACAGUGGAUAAAGGAUGCCAUGCAAGCACCCACAACUACCUAUAUCCUGUACAGAGACUUGAAUCCAUAUAUCAUCCCUUCUGAGGACAGUAAUGGAACAUUCCAGUACAAUCUUGCUGCGUACUCCUUUAAAGAAAUCUCCUUUGCCUUGAAAGAGGAAGCUUCCAUUAUAUUCCUAGGGGUAGGUCCACUGCACCCUUCAAUGAACAAGGAUGGAGACAUGCAAGAGAAUAGCUCAGAAGGUGCCUGGUUUGCUGUGGAUGUUACCAGUAUUCCUUCAGAAGAUCUGCAGAAGAUCAAACCUGAAGCAGAGAUGUUACCCAAGAGGAAUCGCAUGGCUUUGAUGCUCCUGAGUCCAGUGGAUGCUGGUAUCAUCAGUCAGGGGAGGUCCAUGUUGGCAUGGCAUGACAGAUACAAGUUCUGCCCUACAUGCGGUGCAUCUACUACCAUGGCAGAGGCAGGAUAUAAACGAGUCUGCACAAAAGAAGGAUGUAGAAGUCUGAAAUGAGUUCAUAACACUUGCUACCCACGCUUAGACCCAGUGGUUAUUAUGCUUGUAGUUUCUGAGGAUGGGAAGAGCAUUUUAUUAGGGAGGAAGAAGGGCUUCCCAGGAAAGAUGUAUUCUUGCUUGGCAGGCUUCAUGGAACCAGGCGAGACCAUCGAGGAUGCUGUCAGACGUGAGACCAAAGAAGAGAGUGGGAUAAUCGUUGGUAAGGUACAGUAUCACUCCUCCCAACCAUGGCCGAUGCCUUCCCAGCUGAUGAUAGGAUGUAUCGCCAAGGCAACCACUUCCAAGAUCACGGUAGAUGAAGAUGAGCUGGUGGAUGCUCGUUGGUUUACCAGGCAUGAGGUGAUCGAGAUGCUUGGAUCAUCAGGAGACUUGGGUUCAACCAAAGGAGGGAUGUUUAUUCCACCGGGGUCAGCUAUAGCUCAUCAGUUGAUUAAACACUGGGCAAAGAUGUCUCCAAACCUCUGAUAGACUCUUCUCUUCCAUACCAGUAACAGGGAUGUAGUCCAGGCCGGUUCUUCCAAGUCACAAGGUAGAUUGAGUAAUCCUUCUCCCGUAGACUUUGUACAUGUGACUUGGCCUUAAGAUUGGCCUCAAGUACAUCCCUGACCAGUAACUGGGCAAAAUCAAGUUAAUGGGAUGAAAACUAGUGAUAUUCAGGUCAUGGAGAUAAUGAAAUUGCUAUGGGCAUUAAUCAGUGCAUCGUGACAGAUUGAGAUUCUAUCAAAUGGGUUCUAAAGUAAAAAUUACCAG
Lytechinus variegatus (green sea urchin) is the source of this 1791-nucleotide messenger RNA. RefSeq names its product NAD-capped RNA hydrolase NUDT12-like. Gene Ontology annotation, molecular function: metal ion binding; NADH pyrophosphatase activity; protein binding. Lineage: Eukaryota; Metazoa; Echinodermata; Echinoidea; Temnopleuroida; Toxopneustidae. The transcript is spliced from 4 exons. Bases 136 to 1038 code for a protein of 300 amino acids. Gene Ontology annotation, cellular component: cytosol. Gene Ontology annotation, biological process: NADP+ catabolic process; NAD+ catabolic process. The record is from RefSeq and is a predicted model, not a curated record.